AUGGCGAACCUCCUUCACAUACUCACCAAAACCAAGCCCUCUCCAACACUCCUGGCUUCCCUCACCACCCGCUUGGCGCCAAAACCCACGCCUUCUCUCAUCUCCCACCUCACCAAUUCCGAAACCCCCAAUUGGGAACCAGCAGAAACCCUAAUUUCCCGAGAAAUGGCCGAAUCUUCUCGGAGUUCGCAAAUUAUUUUCCCCAACUUCCCCUUUGGAUACUGCCUGCGCUCUAUUUCUCCGCCAUUUGGAGUCGUCGAGGCCGAGGACGCGAGGACGGUUUGGGCUGAUAGUACGAAGAAGAAGAGGAGGAGGAAGAUGAGCAAGCAUAAGUAUAAGAAGCGCAUGAAGCAGCUUCGGCGAAAGACGAGAGCUUGA
Morus notabilis is the source of this 378-nucleotide messenger RNA. RefSeq lists its product as uncharacterized. The record is from RefSeq and is a predicted model, not a curated record. The transcript has a single exon. The coding region runs from base 1 to 378 and encodes 125 amino acids. Lineage: Eukaryota; Viridiplantae; Streptophyta; Magnoliopsida; Rosales; Moraceae. Gene Ontology annotation, biological process: mRNA processing.